CUUCUGGAGCCUUUUCAUUGCCAUUCUAGUGUAAAACAAAGGAUCAGCUCAGGAAAAUCAAUUUCAGUUUUUAGAGCUUCGAGCAUACCACUUUCGGAUCGAAAUCAUCAAAGCCAGCAGCCAGCUGCAGGUAUGCAUCUAUUAUACUGCUUGCUUUCUAGUUUUUGUUUGUUUACUUGUUUCAUUUAUAAAACAGAUCCGGCAUUUCUACUUAGUAGUUCCCAGCCACUCCCUUUUUUCUUCUCACAGCUAGUAAGAUUACGUUCAUGUCUUCUUCUUCUUCUUCUAAGUCAAAGUCCAAGCCUUCAAAGUCUCGCCCCCACCAUCCUUCUUCAUCUUUGUCUGCUUCUUCUCACCCUCUUCAUGAAUUUGAAGAAAUAGUGUUUAACUCCGAUUUUCUCGAUGCGUCUUACUAUGAAAACUUCAUAGAAACGUGCUUAACCCUCUUGACAUCUGAAACCCACUUAGAAAUUCCCAUAACCCGUCCAGAUGCUGAGGAUGAUUUAAACAAUUAUUUUCUUCUAAAAUUAGUAUGGGGAAACUUUUCUAUCAAAGUAGUUGUUAAGAAAAGUGAUAUAUAUCUGGUUGCAUUUGCUUCAAAUAACUGUGUAUGGUAUUUCAAGGAUGUUAGCUUGAGUCUUAUGAAAAAAAUAUUUUCGUCCAAAGAGUACAAGUCUUUUGAUUUUCAUCACCUUGCUUUCGCGGCCUCUUAUGGUCAUCUUGAAUCGUAUGCAAAACUUUCACCUGAGAAAAGUAGGAUGGACUUUUCUCUAGGCUUGGCCGCAUUCAAUUCAUACAUUUGUGAACUCUCUGAGUUAGAUAGAACCGACCGUAGGAGGGAUUAUUUAAUAGCCCGAGCCUUUCUAGCCUUUAUCCAAAUGGUGCCAGAAUGUGUUAGAAUUAGAAAAUUCCAGCAACGCGUCGCCAGGGUUUUUCAACCUAACGAAGAUGGGGUUUUUCCUACGCUUCGCCCAACUGGUUUUGAUGUAAAAUGUCAGCUAAACUGGGAAACUAUGUCCGAAAGAACACUUGAAAUGAAGAAUCUGACAGACAAGUUUGAUAAACCUGUGGUUCUUGGCAGUGGUAAAGGUGAGACGGUGGAGUGUGCCGAUCAUGUGAAGCAACUUCUACACAUACUCAAGUCCAAAAAGCUUUCUCGAGGUUGACAGAUAAUAUAAUCUUCAAAGUUAAUCCGAUGGAUGGAGGUUGUCCAGAUUUAAAUCCAAGAUCACAGCUGGAAAUUGCAUGGGCCUUCAUGUACUCUCAUCGUGUUUAAUUUCUAUUUUUGGCAAUAUUUUUCAUUAGGUAUUAUGUUUUGCAUCAUCAGACUCUUGUGUUACAUUAAUGUAUUUUUCUAAUGCACCUUAAUUGCCGUGUCG
Molecule: messenger RNA, 1379 nt
Organism: Cuscuta epithymum
Lineage: Eukaryota; Viridiplantae; Streptophyta; Magnoliopsida; Solanales; Convolvulaceae
Source: the annotation of a GenBank genome assembly